CAACUCCAUCACCCCAGACAGACUCUUACAACAACACCACCACCUCCUUCACAAUACACACAGUAACUCACCAUGAUGGCAAAUACUAACCCCACCACCCUCUUCACCCUCUUCAUCCCCUCCACCUCCGGCACCAUCACCUGCACGAACCCAUCACCCCCCUCGAACCCGCAACCCAUCUACCUCCUCACCUUCACCUCUCCGCCCGACAACCGCCUCACGCCCACCUUCAUCGACGCCCUGCUCCUGGCCCUCGAUAUCGUCGAGCACCGCUACCCGAAAGGCGUCCUGAUCACCACCAGCGGCAUCCCCAAGUUCUACAGCAACGGGCUGGAUCUGCAGCUCGCGCAAUCCACCCCCAACUUCGUCGAGAAAUGGCUGUGGAAAUUAUUUAGACGCUUUCUUGGCUACCCCAUGCCCACCCUCUCCCUCCUAAACGGCCACGCCUUCGCCGCCGGCUUCAUGCUCUCGAUGUACCACGACUACCGGAUCCAGAACCCCUCAAAGGGAUUCCUCUGCAUCAACGAGCUCGAAUUCGGGGUGCCGCUGCAAGCGCCCAUGAUGAGCGUGUUCCGGGAGAAGCUCACCCCCGUGGUCUUCCGGGACGUGGUGCUGGGCGCGCACCGGUUCCCGGGGAAUGAGGCGCUGAAGGUGGGGAUUGUGGAUGGGCUGGGUGGAUUGGAGGAUGCGGUGAGGUUUGUGGAUGAGAGGGGGCUGGUCAGGUUGCCGCGGACGGGCAUCUAUGGCGUGAUGAAGGAGGAAAUGUAUCGCCAUUCGUGGGGCAUUUUGGAUGAUCAUGAGGGGAAUGUGAGGUGGAGGGGGAGGGUGGAG
Messenger RNA from Aspergillus heteromorphus CBS 117.55, 831 nucleotides. Its product is annotated as enoyl-CoA hydratase/isomerase family protein. The transcript has 2 exons. The annotation marks the transcript as partial. Gene Ontology annotation, cellular component: peroxisome. The record is from RefSeq and is a predicted model, not a curated record. Gene Ontology annotation, biological process: fatty acid beta-oxidation. Gene Ontology annotation, molecular function: delta(3)-delta(2)-enoyl-CoA isomerase activity; enoyl-CoA hydratase activity. Lineage: Eukaryota; Fungi; Ascomycota; Eurotiomycetes; Eurotiales; Aspergillaceae.